Molecule: messenger RNA, 790 nt
Organism: Oreochromis aureus
Lineage: Eukaryota; Metazoa; Chordata; Actinopteri; Cichliformes; Cichlidae
Gene: gfer
Product: growth factor, augmenter of liver regeneration (ERV1 homolog, S. cerevisiae)
Exons: 3
Coding region: 40-636 (198 amino acids)
Biological process (GO): liver development
Cellular component (GO): mitochondrion
Molecular function (GO): flavin adenine dinucleotide binding; flavin-dependent sulfhydryl oxidase activity
Source: RefSeq, a predicted model, not a curated record
GUGUUCAGUUAGCGGUAUUAGCUUAUACGUAAAGCAAACAUGGCUGCGCCCACAGGACCGAGAGGAUCACAGGUGCCCUCUGCGUUUGAAGGAUUCCCCUUUCCAAUAGCUGGCAGACCACCGGAGGACAGCUCCGGUAAGGAGCAGGAGCAGACCGGGGAUGUGAAAAAGAAGCCAUGCAGGGCUUGUACGGACUUUAAAUCGUGGAUGAAGAUGCAGAAGAAGCAGGCAACAACUGCUGGUGGUGGUGCUGCUGCACAGGAGACAAAAGCUGCAGAUUCAGAGCCACAAGAUCCCCAGUGUCCGCUGGACAGGGAAGAGCUGGGCCGCAGCACGUGGUCCUUUCUGCACACUAUGGCCGCGUAUUACCCGGAUCAUCCAUCUACCACUCAGCAGCAAGAGAUGGGGCAGUUCAUCAACAUUUUCUCCAAGUUCUUCCCGUGUGAUGAAUGUGCACAAGACCUCAGGGACAGAUUGAAAACCAAUCAGCCGGACACUAGCAGCCGCCACGCUCUUUCUCAGUGGUUCUGUCGUCUUCACAACGACAUCAACGUCAGGUUGGGGAAGCCUGAGUUUGACUGUUCCCGUGUGGAUGAGAGGUGGAGAGAUGGAUGGAAAGAUGGCUCCUGUGAUUGAGUGAUUGUGCUGAGAGAGAUUUGAAGACUUGAGUAAACCCCGUCGUCGGUAUAAAACACCACUAAACUGAGCUCAUGUUUGAGUGUUGGGUUUUUCUGGUUUUGUUUUAAUAUAGUAUAAUUAAUCUAUUAAUAAAAUUAAAGAUUACAUAAUA